Molecule: messenger RNA, 438 nt
Organism: Stylonychia lemnae
Lineage: Eukaryota; Ciliophora; Spirotrichea; Sporadotrichida; Oxytrichidae
Source: the annotation of a GenBank genome assembly
AUGCUAGGACAUUAAAAGUUAGCUGAGGAAAACACAUAUGGAACUACAGGACUUAAUAGUCUUUACGGAACUAAUAAAGAUUUGGAGGAAGAACUCGAUGCAGAUGAAAUAGGCUCUAAAUUCAAUAAUGGAGGAUUACUUUAUCCGCCAAGCAUUUGGGAAUUGGAAUUUGCAAGCAUUUUCUUUUUCUUCUUCAUCCAGAUAUUCAGAUUAAACUUGGGGUACAAUGCUAACAGAACUGAACAUACACUUUCGAUGAUAAUGUUCAUGGUUUUUACACUAUUUGGACUUCUCUUUUGCAUAUACUUCAGUUUCGCAACUACCUACGUCCUUCUAAUUGAAAUUGCAGUAGGAGUGAUUGCUAUGUUUUUUGCAUUUAUGGAGAUAAUUAUGGCUCUCUUGGCUAUCAUUAAGUUCAAGAAAGCUUUGUCAAAUUGA